Messenger RNA from Archocentrus centrarchus (flier cichlid), 3635 nucleotides. RefSeq names its product zinc finger protein 329. Gene Ontology annotation, cellular component: nucleus. Lineage: Eukaryota; Metazoa; Chordata; Actinopteri; Cichliformes; Cichlidae. Bases 454 to 2121 code for a protein of 555 amino acids. Gene Ontology annotation, biological process: regulation of gene expression. The transcript is spliced from 4 exons. The record is from RefSeq and is a predicted model, not a curated record.
GCGACUGUCAUAACGCUGGAGUACAGCUAAGCUACUGAAUUACUUUUUCUACGAAUCCGAUUUAUCAGUAAAUAGACGAUAUGUGCGUAAUGAAUGCGACACUUUAUGCUCAAGAUUUCAAGCGAGCUUACGUUUGUUUUUAUUAAAUAGUGGCCAUCAUCUGUAACGUCAAACUUAAAUCAGAACUAAUGCAGCAAGCUAGUUGCAGCUAAUGUUAGCACGACACUUUGUGUAAAUAACGGGGAUGGAAACAUCCAAACUGUAAACGCGGACAGCCCAUAAAAAAUUAAGUACACACAAAAAAAAAACACGUGUAAGAAAGCGACACAUCGACCUCAGAGACACCGACGUUAGUUAGCUGUGGUUGCUCAACUUCAGGCUGUGAAGUGCCAGUCAUUUUGGCCCCCCCUCUUUCAGUUUACUUAAAAUACUUCAACCUACAUCACUGUUAUAAUGGCGGAGACUAUAAUAACGUUUCAGUCACAGCUUUCUGGCGUUAUGGAGACUGUGUUCAAGGCUGCUAUGUAUGAGAUCACCCGCUUGGUGGAGGACAGCUUUUUGGAAGAGGUAACACGGUGCCGGGAGCAGGUUGAGUCCCUAAAGAGGCGACUGAAGUGGUCGGAGAGUCGACGCAAAGAACGAGAGGGAGAUUGGAGGGGAAGAUGCACCGACUGUGGAAGAGUCGGAGCAGCCGGUGAAGACCAACCCAGAGCCUCAGAGAAAAGCCUGAAGCAGGAGAAUGUGCUGCACGAAGAGAUAAAUAGUUCCCAGGGCACUGAUGGAUAUGCAUCAAGGCAUGAGAUGGAAGGAGAGGAAAAAACAGAGCCCCACAAUACCACAAAAGCAACACAGUCAUCAGGUGUUCCAGGUGAUGGACUGUUCAAGGAAGAAGCUCUUCAGAUCCCACCAGAAAAUGAUGAGUCCCAAGGGUGGGGCAUCAGUUUAAAUGAAACAGAAGUGUCAGCUCUGCCAGGGCCCAGUAAACGUUUCAAUGACCAAAAGAUCCCAAAGUGCCAAGUAAAUUGGGAAACAGGAUUUGAGCAAAGACCAGAAUCAAAUCAGGAUGGACAUUCGGGGGAACCAUCUGAACCUCUGUUCCCAAACAGGUAUGGAAUGGAAGACUUGGGUGGCAUUGACAAGUCUGGCUAUGGAGACACUGGUAUGAUGGGUGUGGGCAACUUUGAUGGGAUACACAGUUCACCAUCUCACCUGGGCAAAGAUCUGAGCUAUGUGGCCCACUAUGAUGGCGAUUCAGAAGCACCAAAAGGAGCUGAUCAUCAUACUUACCAAACAGGCACGCCGCAGAAUAGAAAGGAUCAGGAGGGUUCUCCUGCAGGUUCACCCUCUAGGACUAACAUUGAUGUAAGUGGAGAGUUCAGCUGUUUACUAAUUAAUGAGGAGGGGUAUCUGCAGGAACCAAAUGUCUUGUACCCUGAACAAGUGUCCGGUGAUUCAGGUAGUAGAUUCAGCUUCCGGGGCCAGGGUAUUCGUAUUGGCCAUGCUCUAGACAGCACUGAGGAUAUGUAUGAGCCCUCAGAUGCAUACAGUGAUACAUUAAACUUGGGAGAACAGUUGCAGUAUCAGGCAGCAGUGAGAGGAGUGAGGAGACACAGCUGUAACCAGUGCUCCAUGUCCUUCCCUGAUUCUGUUUCCCUCAAAGCCCACAAACAGACACACAAAGGCACUGGACAAGGGCCCCCAUAUUCCUGCAACCAGUGUGGAAAGACCUUCACUCAAGCUUGUAACCUCAAAGUCCACCAGAGGAUUCAUUUGGGGCAGGGACUCCACCUCUGCAGCCAUUGUGGUAAAGGUUUCCCUUCAUUUUCUGACCUAAAGGCACACAAAUGUGGUCAGAUGGGGGACAAACCAUAUUGCUGCACUGUAUGUGGGAAUAAGUUCAGUCGUCUAUGGAAUCUCAAGCUGCACCAGAGAAUUCACACACAGGAAAAACCUCAUCGGUGCACCAUGUGCGACAAGAGCUUCACAAGGGCAGACAUACUGAAGGUACACCAGCGUACCCAUACAGGGGAAAGACCAUAUUGCUGCACUGUGUGUGGCCUCAGCUUCAAACGCCUGGAUCAUCUGAAAUCCCAUCAACGCAAGCACAUGACAGAUCUGUAAUUCUUAAAGGGAAGAAGUGUAAAAUUAUUUAUUAUUGUUUUUGGUAUCAGAAUGUUUAAGUGAAUAUAUUUAUGAGCCAUGGAUAGAUAGUCUCCUCGGACAUAAAUCAUCCCCUUAGAAUUAUAAGGUUUUAUCUGACAUUUUUGACGAAAUUGACGUUGUCAUAUUCUCUGACCACUUAUCAACAAUAUGUAAGAGAUUUUUUCAAUUAUAUACAACUUUGGCCAUUUUAUUCACAAAACAAAAAGGUUCUAUCUGCAAAAUCAAGCUUUAACUUGGCAUUAUAAGGUUUUAUCUGUAAACCAAUAGGCACUUGAAAUGUUGACAAGAGAGCCAAUCAGGUUGCUUCUUUUUUUGUAAUAUUGGUGCCUGGCACAAUGUCAAGCAAAGGAGCAGAGGAGAUGCAAGAGAAAAUGUUUUGUGGGAAGCUGGGGCUGUUUACAAGACAUCAAAAGGUUGAGGAUUUCAAAAAUGAAUUGAAAACGGACAGAAGUACUAAUGGCAGGCAAGUUCUCAACUUUUAAUAAUUUUAGAUCACACUGAGCUGUUUUAUUGCACUGUUAACUAUCAAGCUAGUGAGCUAAAACUAGUUUUGUAUUGUCUGUCUGUGGUCAGUGCUAACAUAAAGAAACAAACAAUGUAGUUGGCCAUAUUGAAUAGUCAAAGGUUGUAAUAUAAGUUACCUCAUGUAUAAAAUAUUAUUGAUUGAAGAGUGACUUUAGAUUUUAAUACAUUUUAUGACUUAGCAGUGCUACCAUGUUAAUGAGCUCUGUCUAUUUUUAUUUCUGUCAUCAAACGCCAGAAGAGCAAUUAAACGGAAAAAAAACUCCAGAAAAGGGACAGCAAACAAACUGUUACAUUUUUCCUGAAUAAAUAGAACCAAAACAAAAAUUCAGCACGUUGGCGCAGUGGUUAGCAUUGCUGCCUCACAGUUAGAAUACCAUCUGGAAGGCCUGGGCGAUUGUCACUGACAUUUUUUAUAGCUGUCACUGACAUUUUUUAUAGCAGAAUGAUUUUUAUUGAAGAUCCAAGUCUAAAAGUCUACCUUUUAAGUGGGAUGAGUUUUGAGUUGGAUUUUUGUACUCAGUCGACAUGAACUCAGAGUCUUAAUGUUUAUUUGGUGUUUUAAAGAAUGAAAAAAUUGACUUUUUCAGGUAGAUUGUAGCUUGUAAAAUUUAAAAAGAUCUGGGCUAAAUGGGGAGAAAAUCUUUGUGGCAAAACAUCCAGAAUUGACUCUGUACAAAUUUUACUGAAAUUUGAGUUUAUUUAUAUGUCAAAGUAUACGCCUCUGAAAUUUUUCAUCAAAUGUUUAUUCUAUUUCACCUUUUUUUAUCUUACUUUUAUUUUUUUACUUGUUUGUUUUCAUAUAAUUCUAUGUUGAGUUAUGUUAAGAAAACUUGGGAAAAAGAAAGGAUGGAGGAAAAAAAAAGAGGGCUCAGUCUGCCAACAUGGGUUUAAUGAAAUAUUUGAUUUUUUAUUUUUUUUAUUUAUUUAUUUUUUUCUAAAUUGUACAA